Molecule: messenger RNA, 3195 nt
Organism: Rubroshorea leprosula
Lineage: Eukaryota; Viridiplantae; Streptophyta; Magnoliopsida; Malvales; Dipterocarpaceae
Source: the annotation of a GenBank genome assembly
GCGGUGUUGAUUCUUUUCAAAGACGCUCCUCACCGGUCUAUCGCCGGAGCUUGAAACUGUUCCAUGGCAGAUUAUUCGUAUGAGGAAGAGUGUAAAUACUAAAUACCUUUUCAAGGCAGUUCUGACUGGCGACUCGGCGGUCGGGAAAUGCAGAUCGAAGCUUCUGUCGAGGUUCUCGAACGAUGAGUUGUCGAGGUUGUCGAAACAUGAGUUCCGAUUGGAUUCUAAACCGACCUUAGGAGUCAAAUUCGCUUAUAGGAAUGUUAAGAUUUCACACAAGAUCAUCAAGGCUCAAAUAUGGGACACCGGAGUAUUAUGAAGAACUAAAGUGUUCUGCUCUGCAAUCCAAGUCAUGAAGCACAUAUUUAUGUCACAUUAAUGCUAUGCGGCUUGUAGACAAUUCAAGAAGGUACUCUUGGAUAGAGGGAUAACAAUUACAAGGCUGAAUGAACUCAAAAGAAUCUCAUCUCUGCUCUAGCAACAAAUGGGCAAAGGGCUAAUGCCCUUGACAUAUAUGAAGAAAUCAAGCAAUCUGGAGGUUAAAGCUGUUUUAUCUUUCAUUGUAAGUUCUCAACUGCACCUCUGUAUCAGUUUUCUUUUAUGGUGGUGAUUUGCUUGAGCAACUCAAGGACAAGUUUUGUGAUCAUGGUUGGCUGCUGAACUUUUUGAUCAGAUUUAUUACAAGACUCAUCUCAAUGCUGUUUGUCUUUAUUAGAAUUAUUACAAGACUGGAGUAUAUCCAUGCAGUAUUAGUUUUGGUUCUGCCCACCCUUGACAAACUUACUACAUUGAAUUCCAGCUUUGUGGUUCCAUUAUCUUGAUUGAGUAGGCAUUAGCCAUUAUUGCCCAGCAGAUGUGUGGUUUGCAUGAAUUUGCUACAAGCCAUAAAGAAUGACAUGGGCAUUUGCCUUUGUCGACAUGUCCUGACAUGGGCAUUUGCAAUGCUCCAUGUGAAAAGUAAAUUGAAACUGAGGGAAUAAUUCAUCAAAUCAAUCAAACUUUGAUAAUAAAUUUUUAAGCUACUAGGUUUCUGCUUUCUAGAGAGAGCUGUGGGCCAUAUUACACAGACCUUGGAUCUCUUCUCUCAUCAGGACUGUUGACGAUCCAACAUGGAGGAUAAAGCAGGCUGCUGGUUACUUGCACCACCACCACGGUCCCCUCCAUUGUUGUUCUUUCACAACCCAGAUUUUCAGAAGAUGGCCUUCUCCUCAAUCAGAGAUGAGAAAUAUCACCUUGUCAAAACAUCACCUCCACAUCUUAUGGCAAAGAAAUCCAGGCUUACUUUCAUGGCUGGUUCAUCUUACUUGACAAAGAUCAGAAGAAUCAUCAUACUCUAAUCUGGAAUCUGCUGUACCAUGAAAAAAGGAUUGGGAUUGGAAAUAAGGAAUGGAACCAUCAAAGUAUCAAAUUAAAGUUGGAGAAGAAUGAUUUUCUGAUUAAUGCUGUCAUCUGCAAUAGAACAUUAUACUGCUGUACUUUUAAUUGGCCAAAACUUGUAAAGAUUGAUCUUAGAAUGCCAGAUGGCCAUCUUCUACUGGUUUUGUUGGAUGGUUAUAUUGCAGGUCAUGAACAAUCCUCAACAAUAUUUAGUCAGUACAUGCUAGAAUCAUGGGGUGAACUUUUUUUAAUUUAUUUGGUUAGAAGAUCAUCAUUUGCUCCUCCACUACUGUCGGAAAGACAAGUUAUUUAUGGAGGUUUUCAGACUGGAUUCAUGACGGCAUGAAGUUUUGGCCAUCAAUACUAGGUUUCAAUUGGAAGCCCCCCCAAUCCGAUGGACGAGUGCAGCUAUAGAAGGUCUUGCAGGUAAUGAUUCUCUGCACCCUUUGCUUAUGUUUUGUAGAAAAGGUGACAAUAUUUGCAGCUUCAUUGAUCUGUGGGCGAAAAAUAUCCCAUGAACAUUCCUAAUAACCAAUUGAAAAACAUAAUGAUAAGGAUGGUGUUUGAUGUUACAAGAAAAUCAUUCCAUAUUUCUUCGGAAUCCUUUUCUAAAGAAAAUCAUUCAACUUGCAAAUCUGCCACAUAUAGGUUUACCAAUUCUUGGCAUCAGUUUCUCAUCCUUGGUUGAUUUGGUUGUUUUGAUUGGUGUUACUCCUAAAUCUCAUGGUGGGUAUACAGAUAAUUACUUUGACUACAUCUUUUUGGAGGAAGGACAAUGGCAUGGUCUUUAUUUUCGUAGCUUCUUACCACUUAGUGGCUGCAAUAAUUUGACAUUCUAUGAUGUGGCUUUCUGCACUUUUGAUUGGCACAGAAGGCUAUUUUUAUUAAAGAAACUGGAUUCAAGUUUUUUGAGAAAGCAAAAAUGCCUUGCUCUUCUCACCAAACGUAUUUGGUAGAAUGUGAUGGGAAGCUUAUGUCAGUGUUUGUGGAUUUCUUGGGAAGGUGGUUCGAAUUUUUAAGUUAAAAAAUUCCGAUAUGGUUUGGGUUGAAGUUGAAAGCAUAGGUAACCAUACAAUUUAUGUUAGCCAUUUUUCAUCUUUUGCCAUACCAGCAACACAUGGAAUGGAGAAUAGAGUUUAUUUCCUAAAGAUUCUAUGGCAAAAAUGCUGCUAGUAUUCUCUCUGCUCGAGAAAGUUACACUACCAUGGCAGCGAGAAAAUCCUAGAAAGCUUUUACAACACAGAAGAACUAUUAUAUUCUAGUUGGGUUCAACCCAUGUUGUUUUAGAUCACUAACUAACAACCUCUCUCAUGAUUCAUAGUAAUAUCUAUUUAUUUGAUUUUAGAUUUCCUUAAAGACUUCACUUUCCCUUUCAUUUCUUCCAUUAUUCCUUUGUCAAGUAAGCUCUUUGCUGGUCAUAUAUGGUAUCUGAAAAGGUAAGCUUUUAUGAUUUUUCUUAACUCUUGGAUUGGUGCGUCUUGAACACUGUUUUAUGCUCUCUCUGCAGACGUGAAGAGGGUUUCCAUUUGGUUGUGUUCUAAGUUAUAUUUGAUGGAUGAUACAGAGGUUGAUGAAGUGAUGUUACUGGUUAAAUUACCUUGUAAAUUCUUGGAAGUUCUCAGGGCAGUUUCAAUAAUUGAAUGGUUUCUAAGGUAAGGCGCAUGCAGUUUCGUGGUGUGUAUCGCCAUUUAUUGUUCGGCGGCCGUAACCUUUAGACAACACAGAUAGAAACAGUCGAUUUUGUGAUUAAGCGUUUAGCCCCUUUCUGAUUUUCCAUGUUCAAAAAUAAAAAAGGGAGAAAAAACAUGUGACAAGACA